AGCUGCAGACAGAUAAGGGUUGCCUUGGGUUUCUGAGAAACUGCUUCUCAAGUUCUUUCCGCAGCUGUCGGCCUCCCCCAAACCCAGGGCUGGACGCUGUGGACAAAGCCAGCAGGGCAGCUGGAGCAUCUCUGGACACACAUGAAAACUCAUCAAUAGUUAAAAGCUCCAGCCCCUGGGGGAGAGCCAGGCCAGGGUCACUGGUCAGCGUGGCUUAAAAGAAGCACCCAGGGCCAGCCCGUUCGCACUGGCUGGGCACCCACCUCCAGCUGCGUGGCAGGACCUCAGCUUCCUGCAUCUCCAGCUGCUCCACAGGUGCUGGCUGCAGCCCUCAGGGCAGGUGGACAGUUCCAGGGCUGUGAAUGUCUCCAUGUCCCCGGGAAGUUUCGUUUGAAUAAAAUCAGGAAACCUUCACUAACAAAAUGAAGAUCCUCCUAAUUAUAUCAGUCCUGAUCGUUUGGACUAAAACACUGGCAGAUCAGAGCCCAGGGCCAGGCCCUGAGUACGCAGACGUGGUGUUUCUGGUGGACAGCUCCGACCACCUGGGAACUAAGUCUUUCCCUUUUGUGAGAACCUUCAUCAGCAGAAUGAUCAACAGCCUCCCCAUCGAGGCCAGCAAGUACCGUGUGGCCCUAGCCCAGUACAGCGACUCGUUCUACAAUGAGUUCCAACUGAACACCUUCAAGAGCAGGAACCCCAUGUUGAACCACCUCAAGAAGAACUUCAUGUUCCAGGGGGGCUCCCUGCGCAUCGGGAAUGCUCUCUGGGAGGCUCACAGGACUUAUUUCUCCAGACCCACGAUCAGCAGAGACAAGAAACAGUUUCCCCCGAUUCUGGUGGUCCUGGCUUCAGCUGAGUCCGAGGAUGACGUGGAAGAGGCUGCCAAGGCCCUGCGGGAGGACGGGGUGAGGAUCGUCUCAGUGGGGAUGCAGAGGGCUUCUGAGGAGAACCUGCGGGCCAUGGCCACAGGCCAGUUUCACUUCAAUCUUCGGACAAUCAGAGACCUCAGCACAUUCUCCCAGAACAUGACACAGAUCAUCAAGGAGGCGGCUCAGUACAGGGAAGGAACAGAUGAGGCUGAUGUAAAAGCUCCCAUCCCUGUGACCUGUCAGAAAGAUUCACUUGCUGACCUUGUGUUCCUGGUUGAUGAGUCAGUUGGGAGCAUACACAAUUUAAGGGAUUUACAGCGUUUCCUGAGGAACAUUACCUCCUCUGUGGAUGUCAAGGACAACUGUGUGAGGCUUGGACUUAUGAGAUACGGCGAGACGGCCGAGACCAUUUCUUUUCUGAAUUCAAGCAAAACCCAGUCAGAAUUUCAGCAGCAAAUCCAGAAGCUCUCUUUCCGCACUGGGAAGUCCAACGCCGGGGCUGCCAUUGAGAAGCUGAGGCAAGAGGGCUUCUCAGAGGCAGGCGGCAGCAGAAGGGCACAGGGCGUGCCCCAGAUAGCGGUGCUUAUCACGAGCCGAGCCUCCGAUGACCAGGUCCGUGACGCUGCCCUGAGCCUUCGGCUGGAGGGCACGACUGUGUUCACCAUGAACAUCCAAGGUGCUAACAACACCCAGUUAGAAGAAAUAGCUUCUUACCCUCCAGAACAGACUAUUUCUAAGCUGAAAUCGUAUGCAGAUUUGGCAGGUUAUAGCAAGAACUUCCUGAAAAAGUUCCAGAAUGAAAUAUGGUCCCAGAUUUCUACACAUGCUGAACAAAUGGAGCUCGAUAAAACAGGUUGUGUGGAUACAAAAGAGGCUGAUAUCUAUUUCCUCAUUGAUGGUUCAACGAGCAUCCAGAGACGAAACUUUGAGCAAAUCAAAGACUUCAUGUCAGCGGUGAUAGAGAUGUUCCGCAUUGGUCCGGACAAAGUCCAGAUUGGAGUUGUGCAGUAUUCCAAUAGGGUGGAAGUGGAAUUUGCUAGCAAUGUCUACUCCAAUGCUGUGGACUUAAAAAAGGCUGUUUUUAAUAUCAAGCAACUGCAAGGCGAGACUUUAACUGGAGCAGCCCUGCAUUUCAUGCUGUCAGAAAUACAGGAGGGCAGGAAGCAGAGGGCAAGUCAGGUCCCCUGUUACCUCAUUGUACUGACUGAUGGGAAGUCCAUGGACAGAGUCCUGGAACCUGCUGAGAGACUGAGGGCUGAACACAUCACCAUUUAUGCAGUAGGCAUUGGGGAGGCCAAUAAGAUGGAGCUGCAGCAAAUUGCUGGGAAAGAAGAAAGGGUUUACUUUGGGAACAAUUUUGAUGCAUUAAAAAGCAUAAAGAGAGAUGUUAUUCAUGACAUCUGCACUGAAAAAGGAUGUGAAGACAUGAAGACUGACAUCAUGUUUCUGGUGGACAGCUCUGGCAGUAUAGGACCUGAAAAUUUUGAGAAAAUGAAAAGCUUUAUGAAAAACCUGUCAGCUAAGCUUCAAAUUGGUGCAGACAAAAUCCAGAUUGGUGUUGUUCAAUUCAGUGGUGAUACUAAGGAAGAAUUCCAGCUUGAUAAGUACUUUACACAAAAAGAAAUUUUGGAUGCAAUAGACCGUCUGUAUCUCAUAGGCCAAAACACUUUGACUGGAAAGGCACUAAACUUUGUACCUCAAUACUUUACCUCCUCCAAGGGGGCCCGUUUUGAAGUCAGAAAGUUUCUCAUCCUCAUCACAGAUGGAGCUGCACAGGAUGAUGUGAGAGAUCCAGCUAAGGCUCUCCGGGAUAGAGGGGUGAUUAUCUUCUCUGUGGGGGUAUAUGGCGCCAAUAGAACUCAGCUAGAGGAGAUCAGUGGGGACAGCAGCCAGGUCUUCCAAGUUGAGAACUUCGAUCAUCUAAAGGCAAUAGAAAAUAAACUCAUCUUUCAUAUGUGUGCAGUCCAUGAUUGUAAAAGAAUUGAACUGUUAGAUGUUGUAUUUGUGCUGGAUCAUUCAGGCAGCAUACACCCACAACAGCAAGAAAGCAUGAUUGACCUAGCUGUCCGUUUGGUGAAUAAAACGCAUGUUGGCAGUGACCAAGUGCAGUUUGGAGCUCUCAGAUACUCUGACCACCCUGAGGUUCUUUUCUACCUUAAUACAUACUCAACCAAGCAAGCAAUCCGUGAAAAUCUGAGGAUGCGCAGGAGCACCGGAGGCAGUACCUACACUGCCCGGGCUCUUGAAUUCUCAAACAACCUGUUCACCGAGGAACAUGGCAGCCGCAUCAAGAAAAAUGUGAAACAGAUGCUCAUUGUCAUCACUGAUGGGGAGUCACAUGACCGAGAGAUGCUUAAUGAGGCAGCAUCGAAAUUAAGAGACAAAGGCAUCAUCAUCUAUGCAGUGGGUGUCGGAAAGGCCAACCAAAAUGAACUUGAGAUUAUAGCUGGGAAUAAAAACAAUACCAUACAUGUAGAUGAUUUCGACAAGCUGAAGGAUGUCUACCACACUCUGCAAGAAAGUAUGUGUAACAACUCACAAGAAGUGUGUAACAUCCCAAAGGCAGAUGUGAUUUUCCUUUGUGACAGCUCCAGCAGGGUAUCUGAUUCAGAGUUUGUUACCAUGACAACUUUCUUGUCAGACUUAAGUGAUAAUUUUGACAUUCAGUCUCAAAAAAUAAAACUUGGAUUAGCUCAGUUUGGGUCCAUCUACAAGGAACUUGUUGGGUUGAGUGACUCUCUGACCAAAAGCCAAUGGAAAAAUCAAAUUCAAACUAUUAAGAAGAUCAAUGGGUCUCCUCAAGUUGACCAUGCCCUUAGUAAAGUGAAGUUCAUGUUCGAUCCUUCGGUUGGUGGGAGAAGAAAUGCUGGUGUCCCUCAGACCUUGGUGGUUAUCCUGUCUGGGCCCCCUCAAGGUAACGUGUCAGAGGCUGUGAAAGACCUGAGAGACCUUGGAAUUUGCGUCCUGGCCUGGGGCGUAGGAGAUGUUCAAAAGCAGCAGCUCCUGUCAAUAACAGACAAUCCUGGAAAAAUAGUCACAUUUCAAGACUUUACUAAACUAAAAGAUAUGGAUGUGAGAAAAAGAAUGGUCCGUGAGAUCUGCCAGAGCUGUGGGAAAACGAAUUGCUUCGUGGACAUAGUGGUCGGUUUCGACAUUUCCACUCACCUGCCAGGGCAGCGGCUGUUCCACGGCCACUCCCCACUGGAAUCUUACCUCCCGGGCAUCUUAGAAGACAUCACCUCCAUCAGGGGAGUGAGUUGUGGGGCAGGUGCAGAGACGCAGGUGAGCGUGGCCUUUAAGGUGAACAGUGAAGAGAAUUUCCCUGCCAAGUUCCAAAUCUACCAGAAAGCGAUGUUUGGUAGUCUGCUACAGCCACUCACCGUCAAUGGGUCGAGCCAGCUGAAUGCACAGUUCUUGCAGUGGCUGUGGGACACGUUCGAGAGUCGAGAUACAGCGCAAGUUCAGGUGCUACUCAUCUUUUCAGAUGGCAUCGGUGGUCAAAGUAUCACCCUGCUUGAAGAUAAAUCUGAUCGACUCAGAGAAGCAGGACUUGAUGCUCUGCUGGUGGUAUCCCUAGAUCCAGCUGCUCAUGAUCAGUUUUCCAGCUUUGAAUUUGGAAAGGGAUUUGAUUACAGAACUCACCUGACAAUUGGAAUGAGAGAACUGGGUGGCCUGCUCUCACAGUACCUGGGAAACAUCGCAGAAAGGACUUGCUGCUGCACAUUUUGCAAGUGCACAGGGCCUCCAGGGCCUCCUGGGGCUCCAGGCGUGGCAAAUGUGAAGGGUUCUCCAGGUUUAAAAGGCAGCAGAGGACACCGGGGAGAGGAUGGAGACCCUGGAACAAGAGGAGAAAAGGGACUCCCGGGAGAAAAAGGGACUGCAGGAUGUCCAGGGGAACGGGGUCAGAAGGGAGCCCAAGGAUUUUGUGGACAAGAGGGAGAACAUGGUGAGGAUGGGAUUGAUGGAGUCAAUGGGGAAGAGGGCAUUCAUGGAUCUCCUGGAGAAAAGGGAGAAAACGGUGACCCAGGAUCUCAGGGCAGCCCAGGUAUCAGAGGUUCCCCUGGGGAGUAUGGAAAGAAGGGCUUCUCUGGGGAUCCCGGUAUUCCAGGAAUAAACAGCAACAUCAAAGGACAAAAGGGCUUCAAAGGAGGACAAGGAAGACAAGGUAGAACCGGACAAAAUGGAAUGAAAGGCAGUCCUGGUCCCAAAGGAAGCAGAGGAAGAGAAGGUCAAAGGGGAGUCCGGGGUCUUCCAGGGGUGCCAGGAAUCCCCGGACCCAAAGGUGAACUGGGACCCGAAGGAUUACAAGGCCCACAGGGGCGAAGGGGUCUCCCUGGCAGGAAAGGGGAAAAAGGAAGUCACGGGCCUGUAGGACCUCAGGGUUCUUCUGGGCCAAUGGGAGCCAAAGGGAAUCAUGGAAGACCUGGACCUCUGGGGAGAAAAGGAGAACCUGGAUUUUCUGGAGAUCGAGGACAAGUGGGACAAGCAGGACAGCGAGGAAAACAGGGAGAUAAUGGCAUCCCAGGCUAUGGUCAGAUGGGACGAAAAGGAAUAAAGGGCCCAAGAGGAUUCCUUGGUGAUAUGGGACAAAAGGGUAAUGUUGGUGAUCCUGGAAUUCCUGGAAGUCCUGGACCCAAAGGAUUUAAGGGACUAUCAGCCUUUGAAGGUUUGAAAGGUGAAGCAGGAUCUCGCGGACCCCCAGGUCCUCCUGGUCGGAGAGGCGUUAAAGGCAUGGCAGGAUUGCCCGUAUAUUCUCAGUGUGAUCUGAUCCAGUUCAUGCGGGACCAUAGUCCUUGUUGGAAAAAAAAAUGUCCAGUGUACCCAACAGAGCUGGUAUUUGCCCUGGACCAGUCAUAUGAUAUCACAGAACAAAGAUUUAAUGCAAUGGUUGACAUUAUGCACUCCAUCAUCAAUAACCUUCACAUCAUGGAAAAUAAUUGCCCUGUGGGAGCAAGAGUUGCCGUGACUGCCUAUGACUCACAUGCCUGGUAUCUUAUCCGUUGGUUUGACUACCAUAAUAAGAAGCAACUCCUCCAGCUUCUUUCCCAGAUAAAUUAUCAACCCCCCACAGCACCCCAAGACAUUGGUAAUGCAAUGAGGUUUGUGGCCCGGAACGUCUUCAAGCGGACCUAUGCAGGACCCAACGUGAGGAGAGUGGCUGUGUUUUUUAGCAACAGACAAGCAGCCAGUCUGUCAUCCAUCAUCACAGCCACCAUGGAGUUUAGUGCCUGGGAUAUCAGUCCAGCAGUCAUUGCUUUUAAUGAAAGGGUUUUCCUCGAUGAGGCUUUUGAGUUUGAUAACACCGGAACAUUUCAGGUGAUUCCCAUUCCUCCAUAUGGGCAAUCUGAAUCUGAACAAAUAGAAAGACUUUGGAACUGUACACUUUGCUAUGAUAAAUGUUUUCCAAAUGUUUGCGCCAAAGAGAUUAUUUUACCUGAAGACUCAUACAUGGAUGUUGCCUUACUCUUAGAAAAUUCUCAGUAUAUAGUAAAUGAUGAGCUUCAGGCACUGAAAACUUUGGUGAGCUCAAUGCUUGACAGCUUCAACAUCGCUUCAGCCCCUUUAAGCUCAAACGGUGAUAGGAUUGCUUUGUUGAGCUAUUCUCCUUGGGAUAGUUCCAUAAGGAGGGGCGCAGUAAAAACAGAGUUUGACUUUACAGCUUAUAGCGACAAAUUACUAAUGAAGAAUUACAUUCAGACUCACCUGCAACAGCUAAGUGGAGAAGCUACCAUUAGUGACUCCCUUAAAUGGACCAUAGAGAAUCUCUUCCCAAGAACACCUAACCUGAGGCGACACAAGGUCAUCUUUGUGGUGUCAGCUGGAGAAAAUUAUGAGAAAAGACAUUUCUUAGAGAGGAUUGCUUUGAGGGCCAAAUGUCAAGGCUUUGUCAUAGUUGUGAUAUCCCUGGGCCCAACACACAAGGAUCAUCUGGAGGAGUUAGCCAGUGACCCACGUGAUCACCAUCUGAUACGGCUUGGGAGAAUUCAUAAACCUGAUCUGGAUUAUAUUGUGAAGUCUUUAAAGCCAGUUGUAUACUCAAUCAGACGAGGACUCAACCAGUACCCAUCACAAAUGCUCAAGAAUAUCUGUAGACACAUCCAUACAGAAGAAGAGGAUUAUCCUCUAUUUACUCCUAAGCCUCAAGAGAUUGCUUUGGGAGAAAACAGGUUCAUUGAGCAGGAAUUCAGUGCUAGGAGAGACUCACCUUUGGUGUUGGAGGACAAUGGAAGUGACCACUUGGUUUACCUUCCAAACCACAUGGUAAUGCCCCAAGAAUUAAUGAUCAACUAUGAAAAAGUUCAAGAUUCUGAAGAAGUUGCAAGUCUCACUUCUGGAGAUGAAAAUCAUGGCAGAAAAGAAGAACUAGGUCUUACUUACCAACCUGGAGAUGCCUCUCUUCAAGAAUAUUACAUGGAUGUGGCUUUCCUCAUAGAUGCUUCCCACAGAGUAGGAAAUGAUGACUUUGAGGAAGUGAAAGCUUUUAUAAUCUCAGUGCUCGAUUACUUUCAUGUAGCCCCAGACCCACUGACCUCUACCUUAGGAGAUAGAGUGGCAGUCCUGAGCUACUCACCUUCAGGCUAUAUGCCCAACACUGAAGAAUGCCCUGUCUACCUGGAAUUUGACUUGGUUACUUAUAGCAGUGUAUACCAAAUGAAACAUCAUCUCCAAAACUCUCUUCUAAAGCUUAAUGGAGAUGUUUUUAUUGGCCAUGCCCUGCAGUGGACAAUUGAUAAUGUCUUUGCAAGAACCCCCAACUUAAAGAAAAACAAAGUUAUCUUUGUUAUAUCUGCUGGUGAAACCAACCCACUAGACAAGGAAGUCUUAAGAAACGUGUCUCUGAGAGCCAAGUGUGAGGGCUACUCCAUAUUCGUGUUUUCUUUUGGUCCAACACACAAUGAGAAGGAGUUAGAAGAAUUAGCCAGCCACCCACUGGAUCAUCACUUGGUCCAACUCGGCCGAACCCACAAACCAGAUUUGAACUAUAUCAUCAAGUUUAUCAAGCCAUUUGUCCAUUUAAUCAGACGUGCCAUCAACAAAUAUCCCCCUGCAGAUCUGAGACUCAAGUGUGUCAACAUCACCUUCCCCACCCCAGAGAAUGUUGGCACAGAAAACAUUGUAUUCCUUAUUCCUGGGGUAUAUGAAAUAGAGACAGAAAACGGUGAGCUGUCUGAUGAAUUUGGUUCCCAGGAACAGCAUUUCUUUGCAUUAGGGAAUAAUCAGAGUAAUGGCUCUGGGACCACUACUGAUUUGAUCCAGAAGUUAUACUUGCUCUUUUCAACUGGGGAACUGAGGACAAAAGACAAGGAAGAGGCACAUUCAGAAGAAAUUACAGCUCUAGCAAAUGAUAAACCGCGAGAUGAAAAAGAUGGUGAGGACGUGAGAUUACCAUAGCAGCCAAGAAGAUAGCUCCCAGGAUUUGCGGGGCUGCAUAUAGUUCUAACCAGAGAGCGUACACCUUCUGCUGGAGGGCAAGCAGCCAAGUGGCAAGUUGCAGGGACUUUUUGUGGAGCUAAUAGCUUGCUAAGUUUACUAUCAGUUUCAAAUCUGAGGGCAAGGCUUUUCUGAGUGAAACAUUCUCAGAAUGUAGGAAUGAUUUCAUUACUCCUGAGAAUUGGGACAACUGACCUUGAAUUAUUAACUGAGUCUUCUUUGACAGCUCUGCAUAGUUCCACCAUCAGUUCUGAUGAUGCAUCUGCCUAAAUAAAAAUUUUGUCACCAUUUUCAUCACAUGAGUAAAGGGCAGUUAGAAUUAGAAUUUCCUUGGCAUGUCUUCUGUCUAUUCAUAGAUAGAGAAAUGCAUGCUCCUGUCAUCAGUUCUGGUAGGACCCUGGUGUUGCACCCAGCCUUGAGUACCCAUUUGAUUGUUCUUGUCACCAUCAUCCUGCUCUUUACCAGGACAUUUACCAAAGAAUGGAAUUGGUGAGAAAGGAAAAAAUGACGAGUCUCAUUUUUAUGAGGUGCUGUUUUAUGCUGUGAUUAUGUUACAUUUUAGUAUGCUUUGCUUUGUCUUUUGCUUGAUUUUUGCUGGGAAGAAAAUAUGGAAAAGCUUGAAGACUCUAUAUGACCAGAAUUCAUCUUGGGAAUUAUAGCACUGAAGAGACAAGUUUUAAAAUAAAAUCAAGUCUGACCUGGAAGCUCGUACUGUUCUUUUUUUUUUUUUUAAGUGUAGUCUAAUUCAUACCCAUUAGAACUCUAGUAGAGAACAAAACAUUUGGAAAACAUAAAUAAAAUGUAAAAUAAGCCAAUAGUGAAUUCAUCCUA
Messenger RNA from Talpa occidentalis (Iberian mole), 9131 nucleotides. It is a transcript of the gene COL6A5, whose product is annotated as collagen type VI alpha 5 chain. The coding region runs from base 423 to 8261 and encodes 2612 amino acids. Lineage: Eukaryota; Metazoa; Chordata; Mammalia; Eulipotyphla; Talpidae. The record is from RefSeq and is a predicted model, not a curated record. Gene Ontology annotation, molecular function: extracellular matrix structural constituent conferring tensile strength. Gene Ontology annotation, biological process: extracellular matrix organization. The transcript has 41 exons.